Messenger RNA from Vitis riparia (riverbank grape), 926 nucleotides. RefSeq names its product photosystem II core complex proteins psbY, chloroplastic. Gene Ontology annotation, molecular function: manganese ion binding. The coding region runs from base 104 to 709 and encodes 201 amino acids. The transcript has a single exon. The record is from RefSeq and is a predicted model, not a curated record. NCBI's taxonomy places the organism in Eukaryota, Viridiplantae, Streptophyta, Magnoliopsida, Vitales, Vitaceae. Gene Ontology annotation, biological process: cell redox homeostasis; photosynthesis. Gene Ontology annotation, cellular component: membrane; chloroplast thylakoid; photosystem II.
UCUUCCACUUCCAUCUCACCCAAGUCUUAGCCACUGACAACCUCCCCAAAGCCACUACUCAGAUUGCCAAAACUAAAGCCGAAGCACACAAGCAACAUCAUCAAUGGCAGCAACCAUAGCGACAAUGGCCAUGCUCAACGCCAAAUGCUUGAGCAUCAAUUCUCCCAAGAACCUCAACCUCUCCAAGCCAACCGCAAAACCCAUCUCCCUCCUCUCCAUCCAGAACCUCCCAAAAGGCCUCACCACCCUGAAAUCAUCCGAGAACCAAAACUUGUCAACUUCCCUAGCAGGUACUGCCAUCGCCGGAGCCAUCUUCUCGACCUUGAGCUCCUGCGAUCCUGCCUUGGCAGCUCAACAAAUCGCGGAGAUAGCCGACGGCGACAACCGUGGCCUCGCGCUUUUGCUGCCUAUAAUCCCAGCCAUAGCUUGGGUGCUCUUCAACAUCCUCCAACCAGCUCUCAACCAGCUCAACAAAAUGCGCAGCACCAAGGGGGUCAUCAUCGGGCUUGGCCUUGGUGGAUUGGCGGCAUCAGGGUUCAUGUUGACGCCCCAUGCAUCAGCCGGUGAAAUUGCCACGCUUGCAGAUGCUGCGUCUUCUGAUAACCGGGGACAGCUUCUGCUCUUUGUUGUGACUCCAGCUAUUCUCUGGGUUCUGUACAAUAUUCUACAACCGGCUCUGAACCAGCUCAACAGGAUGAGAUCUGAAUGAGGAAGCAUUUUGAGGGGUGCAGUGCCUUGAAACUAAUUGUAAUUUCACCUCCUAUGAAUGAACGUCUGUUUUUUUAUCUCUUGGGUUGGAUUAUGAUUGCUCAGAGAGUAUGUGUCAAUGUUGUUAUAUAUGAGUUACCAGUACAUUUUAUGUGUAAUUGUAUAUCUCAGCCCAAGUCCAUUAGAAACUAUAUAUAUGAUUUUGCAUUUUUCGAUUC